Messenger RNA from Ictidomys tridecemlineatus (thirteen-lined ground squirrel), 5841 nucleotides. It is a transcript of the gene Pcsk5, whose product is annotated as proprotein convertase subtilisin/kexin type 5. Gene Ontology annotation, molecular function: serine-type endopeptidase activity. The record is from RefSeq and is a predicted model, not a curated record. Gene Ontology annotation, cellular component: Golgi membrane; trans-Golgi network. Gene Ontology annotation, biological process: peptide hormone processing. Lineage: Eukaryota; Metazoa; Chordata; Mammalia; Rodentia; Sciuridae.
UGCCACUCACAGUCCCCGCGCGCAGCUCGGAGCCGGAGAGAGCGCAGGAAGCAGGGAAGCGCUCGGAGCCUGGGCCAGCAAAGGGGGCGCCCAGUCGCUGCCUGCACUGCCCUGGCUGAUCGUCUCAGCCGCUCUCUGGGGCCCAGAGAGGAGCUAAAGCUAGUCUGGGAGUCUAGGAGCCGAGCCGGCGAGACACUACUGCUGAGGGCGCCAGCUCCACUUCGCCGCCUUUUGCUCCGGAGCCGGGAAUCUCUCGCUGACCGCCCCGCCGGUCGGAGAGCGGCGAGCACUGGUCCUUGCAGCCCCAGGGAUGGUCUAGGAGCUGGCGCGAGGCUAACUGCUUUGCUCUCUGCUGGGGCUUGCCGCCUCCUGCCGAUCUCCGGAGGUUGCGCGCCUGGGCGGCCCAGGCCGGAGAAGUUAGUUGUGCGCGCCGCUUAGUGCGCAGAGCCAGCGAUCUUGCGAGCGAGCGAGCCAGUAAAGGGAGCCGCGAGGCGAAGGGACCAUGGGCUGGGGGGGCCGCUGCUGCUGCCCGGGACGGCUGGACCUGCUGUGCGUGCUGGCGCUGCUCGGGGGCUGCCUACUCCCCGUGUGCCGGACGCGCGUCUACACCAACCACUGGGCAGUCAAAAUCGCCGGCGGCUUUCCGGAGGCCAACCGCAUAGCCAGCAAAUACGGAUUCAUCAACAUAGGACAGAUUGGGGCCCUGAAGGACUACUACCACUUCUACCAUAGCAGGACGAUUAAAAGGUCAGUUCUCUCGAGCAGAGGAACCCACAGUUUCAUUUCAAUGGAACCAAAGGUGGAAUGGAUUCAACAACAAGUUGUGAAAAAACGAACAAAGAGGGACUAUGACCUCAGCCGUGCCCAGUCUACCUAUUUCAAUGAUCCCAAGUGGCCAAGCAUGUGGUAUAUGCACUGCAGUGACAACACACAUCCCUGCCAAUCAGAUAUGAAUAUUGAAGGAGCCUGGAAGAGAGGAUACACAGGAAAGAACAUUGUGGUGACCAUCCUGGACGAUGGCAUUGAGAGAACCCAUCCUGAUCUGAUGCAAAACUAUGAUGCUCUGGCAAGUUGUGAUGUGAAUGGGAAUGACUUGGACCCAAUGCCUCGUUACGACGCAAGCAAUGAGAACAAGCAUGGGACCCGCUGUGCUGGAGAAGUGGCAGCCGCUGCAAACAACUCUCACUGCACAGUUGGAAUUGCUUUCAACGCCAAGAUCGGAGGAGUACGAAUGCUGGAUGGAGAUGUCACAGACAUGGUAGAAGCGAAAUCAGUUAGCUUCAAUCCCCAGCAUGUGCAUAUUUAUAGUGCCAGCUGGGGACCAGAUGAUGAUGGCAAGACUGUGGAUGGACCAGCUCCCCUCACCCGGCAAGCCUUUGAAAAUGGCGUCAGAAUGGGGCGGAGAGGCCUUGGCUCUGUGUUUGUCUGGGCAUCUGGCAAUGGUGGAAGGAGCAAAGACCACUGCUCCUGUGAUGGCUACACCAAUAGCAUCUAUACCAUCUCCAUCAGCAGCACAGCAGAGAGUGGAAAGAAACCUUGGUACCUGGAAGAGUGUUCAUCUACACUAGCCACAACCUAUAGCAGCGGAGAGUCCUAUGACAAGAAAAUAAUCACGACGGAUCUAAGGCAACGAUGCACCGACAAUCACACUGGAACAUCGGCCUCAGCCCCCAUGGCUGCAGGCAUCAUUGCACUGGCCCUGGAAGCCAAUCCGUUUCUGACCUGGAGAGACGUACAGCAUGUUAUUGUCAGGACUUCCCGUGCGGGACAUUUGAACGCUAAUGACUGGAAAACCAAUGCUGCUGGUUUUAAGGUGAGUCAUCUCUAUGGAUUCGGACUGAUGGAUGCGGAAGCCAUGGUGAUGGAGGCAGAGAAGUGGACCACUGUUCCCCAGCAACACAUGUGUGUGGAGAGCACAGACCGGCAAAUCAAAACAAUUCGCCCCAACAGUGCAGUGCGCUCCAUCUACAAAGCCUCAGGCUGCUCUGACAACCCCAACCACCACGUCAACUACCUGGAGCACGUAGUUGUGCGCAUCACUAUCACUCACCCCCGGAGGGGCGACCUGGCCAUCUACCUGACCUCGCCUUCAGGAACCAGAUCCCAGCUUCUGGCCAACAGGCUAUUUGAUCAUUCCAUGGAAGGAUUUAAAAACUGGGAGUUCAUGACCAUUCACUGCUGGGGAGAACGAGCUGCUGGUGACUGGAUCCUUGAAGUUUAUGAUACUCCUUCCCAACUGAGAAAUUUCAAGACUCCAGGUAAAUUGAAAGAAUGGUCUUUGGUCCUCUAUGGCACAUCGGUGCAGCCAUACUCCCCAACCAACGAGUUUCCUAAGGUGGAGCGUUUCCGCUAUAGCCGAGUCGAAGACCCUACAGAUGACUAUGGUGCAGAGGAUUAUGCAGGUCCCUGUGAUCCUGAGUGCAGUGAGGUUGGCUGUGAUGGGCCAGGACCAGACCACUGCAAUGACUGUUUGCACUACUACUACAAGCUGAAAAAUAAUACCAGGAUCUGUGUCUCCAGCUGUCCCCCGGGCCACUACUACGCAGACAAGAAGCGAUGCCGAAAAUGUGCGCCCAACUGUGAGUCCUGUUUCGGGAGCCAUGGUGAUCAGUGCCUCUCCUGUAAAUAUGGGUACUUCCUGAAUGAAGAAACCAACAGCUGUGUUAUUCACUGCCCUGAUGGGUCAUAUCAGGACACCAAGAAAAAUCUUUGCCGGAAAUGCAAUGAAAACUGCAAGACAUGUACUGAAUCCCAUAAUUGUACGGAAUGCAGGGAUGGGUUAAGCCUGCAGGGAUCCCGGUGUUCUGUCACCUGCGAGGAUGGACAGUACUUCAACGGCCAGGACUGCCAGCCCUGCCACCGCUUCUGUGCCACCUGUGCUGGGGCAGGAGCUGAUGGCUGCAUUAAUUGCACAGAGGGUUACUACAUGGAAGACGGUAGAUGCGUGCAGAGCUGUAGUAUCAGUUACUACUUAGAGCACUCUUCAGAAAAUGGAUACAAAUCCUGCAAAAAAUGCGAUACCAGUUGUUUGACAUGUAAUGGCCCAGGGUUCAAGAACUGUACCAGCUGCCCAAGUGGGUAUCUCUUAGACUUAGGAAUGUGUCAAAUGGGAGCUAUCUGCAAGGAUGCAACGGAAGAGUCCUGGGCCGAAGGAGGCUUCUGUAUGCUUGUGAAAAAGAACAAUCUGUGCCAACGGAAGGUUCUUCAACAACUUUGCUGCAAAACAUGUACAUUCCAAGGCUGAGCAGCCAUCUUAGAUUUCUUUGUUCCUGUAGACUUAUAGAUUAUUCCAUAUUAUUAAAAAGAAAAAAAAAAGCCAAAAAAAAAAAAAAGCAAGCCACCUCUCUCUUUCUUGCUCUUUUUUUUUUUCUUUCUCUCCUCUCUCUCUCUCUCUCUCAAGUUUGUGCAGGGAGAUGGUGAACUGUUUUGUCAGAACUUAAAUGGAAAAAAAAUAAUAAACCAACAACAAGCCUACCUUUUAUAACUGGGUGUUUAGUGUUUAGUACUAAACAGCCAGAACCACAGAGACAGUAUUGUAUGACCAAAGUAUUUGAUGCCAAAAUUUGACGUUCAAGUAAUGAUUUGAUUUCCUGCCCUGGGUUUGAAGGUCCAUUUUUUUUUUCCUUUUGCCUUGAGUUGCUUGUUUCCCCUUUGAGAUGCUUAAAAAGAUUUUUCCAAAAUAUCACAAGAGCAUAUGUAGAUCAAAAGGAAAAAGAAAGCUCUCUCAUCCGUCAUUUUGCAUACUUGAGCCCACCAUUGGGAGAAAGGACAGGAAACUGGACCUGAGGGCAGUAAGAACAUCCUCCAGAGUUAGGUUUGGUGUUUGUCUUAGUAUUUCACAGUUCAGCAUUGAUGCUUUCCACACCUAAUUUACUUGGUGCGUUAUGUACUGGUUUUUGCAUUUUACUCACUUGAUAAGUCUGCUCCACUGGUUUCAUCGAUAGACUUGCUGCUACUGGCUUUUCCAUUGUAGAUUAGGUUAUUUUAUACACAGCUGGUCAAAUAGGAUCGUUCUGUACAGUCAAAUUGGCGAUGGAAACAAUGCAGAGGUACAAGAAAGAGCUGAGACUGACCCAGCUCCCCUGAAAUUCAGAGUGUUCAUUUUGUAGACCCUGCACAAUCUCUUGGUGCUAUCUAGCCAUUAUCCAUAGCAUUUUUUUUUCUCCAAAGGCCAUCAGAAAUUCCAUUUGUCAUAGUGGGAAGCAUUUUGGGUAUGGUGCAGGAAAUUUCUUCCUGGAGUCAAAAGUUUCUAAGAGGUCCUGUAUUUUUUAAGAAAUGGAAUUUAUUUAAAUAAUAUUUAAGCUCGUGCUCAUGUUGGCCGGGCAAUGUUUUUCAAUGGUGCUUAUUAGAAGUUUUUUCAUCUUGUCAUUUUAAGAAAAUAAAACUGGAAAUUGAAUAUGGGUGGCAUGAUUGUCCCCUCCUGGUUCUGUAUUUUCUCACUUUUCUGUCCUUCUAUAACCAGGCCAUGCACUUACACACCUGCCCACUGAAUGUUAUUGAGAUCAUCUGGGUUUUUUGGUUUUGGGUUUUUUUCUUUUGCAAGUGUGGAUUUAGAAACUUCUUCACUGCUUCUCUGUGACUCCAUAAACAUUUCAUGGAAUCUAGCAGAUGGAACUAUAAGAAAAAUGCUUCAGAUCAUUGAUCAGAAAUGAGGAAACCUGAUAAAUUUUUUCAUAAUUUCUCUGUUUGGGGAAGGGCAGACCCAUAAUAAGUUUCUUUAUUUUUCCUAACAAAGUUCCAUUGGUGACCUCAUUUGUUUUGGGAGUGACCAGCCAUCUUGCAGGUUUUCAGCUUUUGAGAGCUUUAUUUCCAAGAUGCCGCUGGCUUCACAACUGAGAAGAGGAAUUGUUUCAAUAUAGAUGAUCCUGGGUAGGAGCUGGGAAUGAUGCUAAGCUCCCAAUCCAAGCAGCAAGCUGGUAAAAAGCCUGCCUUGAAAAUAUUCCUAGACAUCUGAGUUAACUUCCAACCCAAAGCGAAUGAAUGACACAUGAAUAGACUAAUGACCCUCUUUCUAGCAUUGUAGCUAUACCGAGUCACAUAAUAAUUCAUAAGUAACUAGGAAACCAACUGAUCUUGCUGAACAACUUUCCUCCUUACAACACUGCAGGCCCUUCUGACACAGAACCAAAGUUGACUCUGGGUAGAGCAUAUAGUUAGUUUUCACACUUAAAGGCACAGUCUUUAAGUGGAGAAGUGGCAAUGCAAGCCUAAAGCAAGCUCAAGCAGAUGGCAAAACCAGAUUCGCCUGCAAGGGGAUCCAGCUAAUUGAAUUAACCCAUACUAUUUAAGGCCCAUGGUCACUAUGAUAGAAAAGAUAAAAAGGAUAUCUGUGUUCUUAGACAAAUAGCCAUCAACAUGAAAGCCAAGUUCACUGGGGUCCACCAGCGCACGCUCCAUUUCCCACUGGUGGCCGGUGCACAUCAUGGAAAUACCCGUUUAACUACUAGUGUGUUACUGCCUCGUUUAUCUACAUAACAUUAUUAACUAGAACAUAAUGCUUUCAAAAUUUAAGUUAAUGUUAUAUAUUAUGUAUAAAUAUAUAUAUUCAUAAUAAGAUAUAUGUAAUGGAUAGUACAAAGUUUGGAGAAAUGACAAAUGCGCUAAACUUCUAGAGACAAGCCCUAUCUUCUGUUCUCUUUUGUCUUUUUUAUUUUUAAUUCACUAAUUAAAAGUGACCCAUUGUUAAAUCCAAAUCCACUUUACUGAAAAAUACUGUACAUGUGUAAAAUGUUCAGUUGUUUUUUUGUAAAAUAUAGUAGAAUGGUUGUAAUUGAUACUGGCCAAAAUCAAUGUUAUUCCAUAUUUUAUUUUUUCUAUUAAAUUAACCUAAGUUCCUGUUUA